UAAUGCCCAAUUUUGUCGAAUUCUAAUUUCGAAGGAAAUGGUCCUAAAACUGCCGAACUUCAACGAAUUUCAGUUCGAAUCAUGAAAUAAGAAAAAAGGAAAAGUCAUCGAUUAAACUUCAAAAAGAAAAUUAAUUAUUUCAUAAAAAGGGGUCUAAAUGGCAAAUCUAACAGACGAUCACGUUGUAGAAGUGAUUGGCGCGAUCAACAUUUUUGACAAGAAGGGCGACGGAAAAUUACCAGCUGAUAAAUUAGUUGAUUGUUUGCGCUCGUUGGGACUAAAUCCACUUAAAUCUGAUGUCUCGAAAAUUGUUAAAGACAUGCAGGAGUGCAAUGUUCAAGAUAGGAUCGACGUCGAAGAUUUUCUACCAAUUUACGAGUAUUUCUUACGGAAAAAGAAGCCAAGUUUUCAAGAGUUAUGUGAUGGUCUAAAGGCUUUGAAUCCCAAUGAACAAGUUGAUGGUGGAAUCAUUCCAGCUGUUGACCUCAGAAUUGCGCUAACAUCAAUUGGAGACAAGCUCAGUGACGAUGAAUGCAACUCAAUUCUAAAGCAAGUGAUGAGCAAAAAGGAACUUGUUGACAUAGAAAAGCUUGUUCAUUUAGUGAUGGGAGACACAACAGAAGAUGAAAAUCACGUGUCAACUCCUUUCAUCCCUAACGCUCAGAUUACCCAUCAGCAGCCAACUGGCUCUAAAGCAGUCUUCAAAAUUUUAGACUAGAAAACUAACUAAGCUUCAUUUCAUCAGUUCUUUUCGGUUCAAAACAAUGUUUUUAUUCUAAAUUCAAUUCCAGACUACUAAAAAAGUGACAUCUGUUGGCAUAUUUCCAAAUAGAGAUGGCAGAGCCAAGAGCCUCUUUAACAAAAAAGCAAUAAAUGGAAAGUGUAUCCCUUUCUUGAAAUAGGUGAGAGAGCAGUGAACCCUGCUCCACUAAAUGGCAUCAAAAUGGUCACUUGCAUUUGGACGCGAAGUGAAACUGUGUUAACGUGAAAUGAGAAAACUACUAAUCUAAUUUGUUUUAUAGGAAA
Molecule: messenger RNA, 1026 nt
Organism: Rhopilema esculentum
Lineage: Eukaryota; Metazoa; Cnidaria; Scyphozoa; Rhizostomeae; Rhizostomatidae
Product: myosin-2 essential light chain-like
Cellular component (GO): myosin II complex
Molecular function (GO): calcium ion binding
Source: RefSeq, a predicted model, not a curated record